UUCUGCUAUUAGAAAAAAAAUUGAUUUUGCUAUUCAACCCAGAGUAUUUAUGUCGGAUAUGGCUGAUUCAUACUACAAUGCCUGGAUUCAGGUGAUGGAAGCUGCUACUUUUAGGUUGUACUGUACGUGGCAUGUAGAUCGGGCUUGGAGAAAAAACUUAAGCAAGAUUAAUUCUAAAGAAAAAAGGGACAUUAUCUACAAGCAGUUACGUACCUUAAUGCAAGAAACGGACGAAAAGGCAUUUGAUGCAAUGCUUGCCAGUUUUUUGGAAUUAUUGCUAACCGAUCCAGAGACACAGGAAUUCUAUGAAUAUUUCCUUAAAUAUUAUACAAAUAUUUCAAAAUGUUGGGCCUAUUGUCAUAGAAUGAAAAGUGGUCUAAAUACCAACAUGCACAUAGAGCGCAUGCACAGAACAAUAAAAUACAUAUAUUUAAAUGGAAAACAUACAAAACGACUGGACAAAGCUAUAUCUGCUAUAUUAAAAUUUGUCAGAGAUAAACUUUUUGAUCAAGUUAUUAUCACAAACAAAGGAAAGCUUUGUUCUAAAAUUAAUAGUAUUAGGUCAAGGCAUAUAAAAAGCAACAGUUUAAGUUUUGAAUCUAUACUACCCCAUGAAGAAGGUUGGCAAAUAUUUUCAUCAACUUCCAAGGAUUUUUAUUACAUUCAUGAAGAAAACAAAAAUUGCCAAUGCAAACUAAUUUGUACUGAUUGCAAUAUAUGCUUUCACAGAUUCUCGUGUACUUGCCUCGAUUCAAGUAUUAAAUGGAAUAUGUGUAAACAUGUUCAUUUAUUGUCAAAAUAUCUCAAGACCCUUCCUUUUGCUGAAGAAGAUAUAUUUGAAAAUUCAGAUUCAACACAGGAAUUACAAAUUGAUUUAGAAAGAGGGGAUAUUCAAGAAUCAACAUCUGCCCUAGCUACAAGCCUUGUACCCCAAAGUAAUGUCCAGAGCUCUUUAAUUUCAAGGAAAGAAAAAAUUAAGACCGAAAUUUUGGAUAUAUUGAAUAUUUUGGAAAGGGUCGAUUCUCAUGCAGAAAUAGAUGUUAUUCAAAAAGCUUUAUGUCCAAUUAAACCAACACUAGCUGCCUUGAAACAGCCAGUAAUAGUAUCUUUACCCCAGACAAAAGAAAAAGUUAAUGAGAACAAAAACAUAACUCCUCAAAGAAGAUUUUUUCCUACCAAAAAGCAGAAAAAAGUUCUACAAAAAAACAAAAAACCAGUUCCUUCUGAAGCGAAUUCUAUAUCUCUUCAACUUUUAAAUAAAAAUAUACCCUAAAAACUUACAUUUGAAUAAUGUUAUGAAGUUUUAAAAUAUACUUUAUCGCAACAAUUAGAACAUUUGAUGUGAAAAUGUUACCAAGUCUCGCAUAUAUUUGCGAAUAAAAAAGGAUUUUUUUAAAGAUUCCUCAUUUUUUUUCUAAAGAAGAAGUUUCAAAAUGUGUGCUUGGCGAAAUUUGAGAUCUCGUUCUCUUUUUAGCCAGCAAGUAUAAGCCAAACUUGGCUUAAUUUUUAGAUGAAAUGUUUUUGUUUUGAUUUCAGAUAUUUUUGCAAGGUUUUAUAAAAUCAACGUACAUUUUUUUUUAUUUAAGUAGGUACCUACCUAGUUAUUUUUUCUUUUUCUUCAGAAAUAUCUUGAAUUUUCUCGUUAGUUCUGCCCUAAACCAGACCUGACUACAAAAUUUCAGCUCCCUAAGUAAUUGGGAAAAUUAAAAUCAUUAAAGAGGGGUGGUGAAGGAGGUUAGAAGGGAAAUUUUUUUGAUUUUUUUCGUUGGUUAUUCUCUAAACCUAAGCUGUCUACAGAAUUUGAGCUCUUUAAGUCAUUUGGAAGUGCCUUAACAUUUUGA
Anthonomus grandis grandis is the source of this 1841-nucleotide messenger RNA. RefSeq lists its product as uncharacterized. The record is from RefSeq and is a predicted model, not a curated record. Lineage: Eukaryota; Metazoa; Arthropoda; Insecta; Coleoptera; Curculionidae. The transcript has 4 exons. Bases 50 to 1273 code for a protein of 407 amino acids.